AAGGCGACGCAGGAACUGCGCUGCCGCUGUGGGGGGAGCCGCGGAGGACUAGGUAAUCGCUGGCCGGGAAGAGUCCGGGUGAGUCUCCUCUUCAUCUCCCUCCCGAAGAGCUUGGAGAAAUUAAAGGAGAAAUAAAGGCAGCCUCACAAACCAAUAGUGUACACAUUAUUUUUUUCACACAAUGAAAAAACUUAUGAAAAUAUUCACUGCAAAGUAUGAUAAUGACUAUCAUCAUACCAUCUAAUCUUUUUUGAAGUCCCACUGAGCAACUUUUCACUUCAGGAGAGACUGAGAAGAUUCUUAAACUUCCCUUGAUGGCAAGACAUUGCUCUCACAAUUCCACAGAUCGCUCUCUUGGUAUAGAUGGUGUUCUAACACUGAAUACAGAGAACAAUAAUUAUUCCCAGCAAAUACCAAACUUUCGCAAGUGUGAGAUUUGUUUUCUGUCUUUUUCAAAAGACACACAGUUCCAACGCCACAUGAGGGAUCAUGAGCAAAAUGACAAGCCUCAUCGAUGUGACCAGUGUCCAAUGUCGUUCAAUGUUGAAUUCAACCUUACACUGCAUAAAUGUACCCACAAUGGAGAAGACCCUUCUUGUCCUGUGUGCAACAAAAAAUUUUCCAGAGUGGCUAGUCUUAAAGCUCAUAUUAUGCUACAUGAAAAGGAGGAGAAUCUUAUCUGUUCAGAGUGUGGGGAUGAGUUUACUUUGCAGAGCCAGUUGGCUCUACACAUGGAAGAACAUCGUCAGGAGUUGACUGGAAACAAAACCCAUAUCUGUAAAACCUGUAAGAAAGAAGUUGAAACCUCUUCCCAACUAAAGGAGCAUAUGAAAACUCAUUACAAAAUAAGGGUAUCAAAUACCAGGUCGUACAAUAGAAAUAUCGACAGAAGUGGGUUUACAUAUUCGUGUCCUCAUUGUGGAAAGACGUUCCAGAAACCAAGUCAAUUAACGCGACACGUUCGAAUACACACGGGUGAAAGGCCAUUUAAAUGUAGUGAGUGUGGGAAAGCAUUUAAUCAGAAGGGGGCAUUACAAACCCAUAUGAUUAAACACACUGGUGAAAAACCCCAUUCCUGUGCCUUUUGUCCUGCAGCCUUUUCUCAGAAAGGCAAUCUUCAGUCACAUAUUCAGAGAGUUCAUUCAGAGGUGAAGAAUGGUCCUACAUAUAACUGUACAGAGUGUAGUUGUAUCUUCAAAAGUUUAGGCAGCUUAAAUACUCAUAUCAGCAAGAUGCAUAUGAGUAGCACGCAAAAUGCAGCAAGCUCUACCACAGAAACCUCUCCUAUUACAACGGAUUCAGUCACUCAGCCUCUGACAUUAGCAACAGUUAACUUGUUGCAGCCUGUUGAUAAUAAAUGGAAGAAUACAGAAAAUCCAGUAACUUCCGUUGCAGGACAUCAAGGGCAACAGUCUGUAACUGAUGUUAUUCAACAACUCCUUGAGCUGUCAGAGCCAACUGAAAAUAAUCAGUCCCAGCAACCUGGUCAGCAACUCAGCAUGGCUGUGGGCAUCAACAGAGACAUUUUGCAGCAAGCCUUGGAAAAUAGUGGACUAUCUUCAAUCCCAGUGUCAGCAAAUGCUGACUGUAGUGAUAGUAAGCCUACUCCAACUCAGGAUGAGAAUGCACAUGUUCAGAAUCUCUCUAGUCAUCAAGUGGACUCUAGCAACACAGAACAAGUUAAAGAGCCCGAAAAUUUAGAUAAAGCGGAUAAGAAGGAGAAAAGGGUUCUGAAGAAAAAGUCGCCAUUUUUACCUGGUUCCAUACGUGAGGAGAAUGGAAUACGAUGGCAUAUUUGUCCGUACUGUUCUAAAGAAUUUAAGAAGCCCAGUGAUCUUGUGCGACACAUUCGCAUCCACACUCAUGAAAAGCCAUUCAAAUGUCCACAGUGUUUCCGGGCCUUUGCUGUGAAGAGUACUCUCACAGCACACAUAAAAACACACACCGGCAUUAAGGCUUUUAAGUGCCAGUAUUGUAUGAAGUGCUUUUCUACCUCAGGAAGCCUAAAAGUGCACAUUCGUUUGCAUACAGGGAUUAGACCUUUUGCUUGCCCUCACUGUGAUAAGAAGUUCCGAACUUCAGGUCACAGAAAGACACACAUUGCCUCUCACUUUAAACACACGGAACUAAGAAAAAUGCGGCAUCAGCGUAAACCUGCUAAAGUUCGACUAGGAAAGAACAGUGUUCCAGUACCUGAUAUUCCUUUGCAGGAACCUAUACUCAUAACAGAUUUAGGUCUCAUUCAGCCAAUCUCAAGGAAUAACCAGUACUUCCAAAAUUUCUUCAGUAAUAAUUUUGUUAAUGAAGCAGAUAGACCAUACAAAUGCUAUUAUUGCCAUAGAGCAUAUAAAAAGUCUUGCCAUCUUAAACAACAUAUCAGAUCACAUACUGGUGAGAAGCCAUUCAAAUGUUCUCAGUGUGGAAGAGGUUUUGUGUCUGCUGGAGUGCUAAAAGCACAUAUUCGAACGCACACUGGCUUAAAAGCUUUCAAGUGUCUUAUAUGCAAUGGGGCUUUUACAACCGGUGGGAGUCUGCGGAGGCAUAUGGGAAUCCAUAAUGAUCUUCGACCAUAUAUGUGCCCAUAUUGUCAAAAAACAUUCAAAACAUCUUUAAACUGCAAAAAACACAUGAAAACACAUAGGUAUGAACUUGCACAGCAGCUGCAGCAGCAUCAGCAAGCUGCUUCAAUAGAUGAUACAACAGUAGAUCAACAGAGCAUUCAUGUUUCUACUCAGAUGCAAGUGGAGAUUGAAAGUGAAGAGCUGCAGCAAACAGAGGCUGUCACAACAGAUCAGGAAGCUAUUUUGGACUUGGACCAGCAGCAGGUUGUCGACACAGAAGAAGCGGGACUGAGGCCACAGUUGGCUGAUCAACCACUGGGGCAAGAUGAAGAUAGGUUUGUGACAUCCCAGCAUGCACUGCAAGAUAAUAUAAAUCAAUUUGAACAGCAAACUACAGCACAACAAUCAUUUGAUCAACAAGGAUUAUCACAAGGUUUUACAGUUAAUGAUGGCUAUAGUCAGCCAAAUCAGUUUCCAGCAGUACAGCAGCUUCAGGAUUCAAGCACCCUUGAAUCCCAGGCUCUUUCAACAAGUUACCAUCAACCAAAUCUGCUUCAGGUUCCUACAUCAGAUCCUAUUAAUGUAACUACACGCUUGAUACAAGAUCAGUCACAAGAACUUGAGCUGCAUACUCAGCGCCCCCCAUUUCUGGAAGAUAAUGAAGAUCAAAGCAAACGUUCUUACAGGUGCGAGUAUUGCAACAAGGGUUUUAAGAAGUCCAGCCACUUGAAGCAGCAUGUACGUUCACACACUGGAGAGAAGCCUUAUAAAUGUCAACUGUGUGGUCGAGGAUUUGUUUCUUCUGGAGUCCUUAAAUCUCAUGAGAAGACGCAUACAGGAGUUAAAGCAUUCAGCUGUAGCCUUUGCAAUACAUCCUUCACUACUAAUGGAAGCCUUACUAGGCAUAUGGCAACUCACCUGAGCAUGAAACCAUAUAAGUGCCCAUUUUGUGAUGAAAGUUUCAGAACCACAGUUCACUGCAAAAAGCACAUGAAAAAGCAUCAAACUGUGUCCUCAACAGCAGCAACAAGUGGUGAAACAGGAGGAGGAGAAGAUGAUGAUGAAUCCUCUGAAAGAACUACCUCUAGAAAAUCUAGGCCUGGUGUAAUCACUUUCACAGAGGAAGAAACAGCUGAACUUGCAAAAAUUAGACCCCAAGAAAGUGCUACUGUCUCUGAAAAAGUUCUUGUUCAGUCGGCUGCAGAAAAGGACAGAAUUAGUGAAAUCAAAGACAAGCAAGCAGAAAUGGAGUCUGAACCAAAAUAUGCCAACUGUUGUACUUACUGUCCCAAAAGUUUUAAAAAACCUAGUGAUUUAGUAAGGCAUGUUCGUAUCCAUACAGGAGAAAAACCAUAUAAAUGUGAUGAAUGUGGGAAGAGUUUCACGGUAAAGUCUACUCUGGAUUGUCAUGUAAAAACACACAUGGGUCAGAAGCUAUUUAGCUGCCAUGUAUGCACUAAUUCAUUUUCUACAAAAGGAAGUCUGAAAGUGCAUAUGCGCCUACAUACUGGAGCAAAGCCCUUUAAAUGUCCUCACUGUGACUUAAGGUUUCGAACCUCUGGGCGCAGGAAGACCCACAUACAAUGUCACUUUAAACCAGAGUCCAAAAAGGUCAGAAAGCCUGCACCUCGUACUUCAACUGAGGGACUACAGCCGGUAAAUCUUCUUAAUUCGUCCUCAACCGAUCCUAAUGUUUUCAUCAUGAAUAAUUCUGUGCUGACGGGCCAGUUUGACCAAAAUUUGCUUCAGCAAGGUCUCGUGGGUCAGGCUAUACUUCCUGCUUCUAUGUCAGCUGGGGGUGACUUAACCGUCUCCUUGACAGAUGGUAGUUUGGCAACCCUUGAAGGGAUACAGUUACAGUUGGCUGCUAACCUGGUUGGGCCAAAUGUUCAAAUUUCUGGAAUUGAUCCUACCAGUAUUAACAACAUUACAUUACAGAUUGAUCCCAGUCUUUUACAGCAGACACUGCAACAGAGUAAUGUACUUACCCAGCAACUAACUGGAGAUCCACAUUUAGCUCCUUCAAACGCCUCCCUACAAACUGCAGACAAUUCAGUGCCAGCAAAUGUAGUAAUACAACCUUUGUCAGGUUUAUCCUUACAGCCCACUGUUACCUCGUCAGCAAAUAUGACAAUAGGACCCAUGUCUGAGCAAGAAUCUGUAUUGACUACUAGCACUACUGGUUCACAGGAUCUCUCUCAGGUUAUGACUUCACAAGGCAUGGUAUCAACCUCAAAUGGUCAGCAUGAAAUUACAUUAACAAUUAAUAAUUCAAGCCUGAGUCAUGUUUUAGCUCAUGCCUCUAGUUCUACUAGUACAAAUUCAUCAGGAAGCCCUCAAGAGAUCACCCUCACCAUAUCAGGGCAAGAUCUUAUUCAGCACAAUUCCUCUGGUGGUAGUGAACUAAAUGGAAACUUAAGACUGGCAGCACCAACUAUUAGUAAUCAAUCAGCAGGUGCUACAUUAACAAUAAGUAAUGAUCAGCUCCUGUCUCAGAGCCCAGCACUCAACAGUACUUCAGAGCUAAAUGCAUCAAGUGGAAACCUUCCUUCAACACCACCCCUGUCUCAACCACCUCAGAAUUUAGUAAUGUCAUCUCCUGGAGUAGGGGGAGAUGGUAGUGUCACCCUGACUUUGGCUGAUACUCAGAGUAUGUUAUCUGCCGGUCUUGAUGCAGUGACACUUAACAUCACAUCGCAGGGGCAGCAAUUUCCUGCUUUACUCACAGAUUCGGCUCUCACUGGACAAAGCAAUUCAAGUUCACAAGUUAUACUAGUGAGUCAUACACCACAUUCAACAUCUGCAAACCAUGACGAACUAGCAUAUCAGGUGAGUGAGGUUUCUCCAAGUUUGUCCAAAAGUAUUCAAGCUGAAAAGGAGCCCCGUGUGCACCAGUGUUUUGAAUGUAGUCAAACCUUUUCUUCAACUGCCAUGCUGAUGCAGCACAGUAAAGAAGUUCAUGGCAAGGAAAGAAUCCACGUUUGUCAUAUCUGCAAUAAAGCCUUCAAACGGGCAACACACCUUAAGGAGCAUAUGCAGACACAUCAGGCUGGACCAUCACUAAGUUCCCAGAAGCCAAGAGUAUUUAAAUGUGAUACUUGUGAAAAAGCCUUUGCUAAGCCAAGUCAACUGGAAAGACAUAGCCGCAUUCAUACAGGAGAACGACCAUUUCAGUGUACACUGUGUGAGAAAGCCUUUAACCAGAAGAGUGCACUACAGGUUCAUAUGAAAAAACACACAGGGGAAAGACCAUACAAAUGUGAUUACUGUGCAAUGGGCUUUACCCAGAAAAGCAAUAUGAAACUUCAUAUGAAGCGAGCUCACGGAUAUGCUGGCACAGUACAAGAAUCCACCAGUCAUCAAGGACAGGAAGGUGAAGACAUUAAUCGUGCUCUGAACUUGGAAGAAGUUGUUCAAGAAUCUUCAAAUGAGUGGCAGAGUAUAACCAAUAUUUUUUGAUAACAGAUAAGGUGAAAGCUUAAAAUUAAAUUUUUUUUAAAAAGCUUGAAAUGUUUCAGGACUAGAAUUUUUCUAAAAAUAAUCAUUUGUGGAUUUUUACUAUGAAAACGUCACGUGUUGAAAAUAAGAUAAUAUAGCUUUUUAAAUAUUUACAAAAUAUCUAAAGAAUUAUUGUCUUUUGUAAACUUGUAGGAUAUUGGAAAAACAUCAGAUAAACUUUGCUAUAUUGUCUACAAUCAGUGAUCUCAGGUACAUGGAACUUGUUCAUCUUUUCAAUCCACCAUAAAUGUAUUCAGUUUAAAAAAAACAUUGUACCUUAGUAUCAGUGAAGGCUGGUUAGAAGGUAGGCCAUACGGGCAUUCUUCCAGUCAUAAGGAUGUCUUGACUAUUUAAGAUUCAUUGUGGUUGGAAGAAAAAUAUCACUAAAUUAGAUGCAUGUACUAGAGAAUUCAUGCCACAGUGCAGACAUUAAAUGUCUGGUAUUCUUUUAGUCCAUUAAUUGGCAAUAUGUUGUGGUGCUGGUGUUGCUGACAUGUCAGAACACAAUGGACCAUAUUAACUUUAUUUCAUGUUACCCAUUAUUAAUUUCUCAAAUUCUGCUUGUUCAGCUACAGAUUCAGCAAUAAUAGUUCAAAAAAUAAAUAAAUCCCAAAGUAACAGCAGAGUCUCCAUAAACUGAGUAACAAACGCAUACAUUUUAUUUGUAGGUCUAUGUCAGAGAAACCUUAGCUGGAUAGUUAUGAAAAACACAAGCCAUAUGUUAAAGGUGGUAGAACAUAUACAACUCUACAUUGUCUCUAUCAGACCAUGUGAGUUGCAGUGCAGGUUAUAGGUAAUACAGACUGGUUUCCACAGACUGCCCCAAGUGCAUAAAUGCCUACUUUUUUCAAGCCAUUUGUCCUGAGAGCUUUUUUUUUAAUUUUUAAAACUACCUAGACUUUUCAGUACAUCUCUGAAAAGUCAAAUUUACUCAGAAAAAGUAUAAUCAUAUCAGAAGAAACACUGGAAUAAAGCAUAUGUUCUGUUUUAGACAUUCCAAAGACAGAAAGAUCUUGCUUAAUUUUACUUUUUUUUUUGGAAUUUAUUUAUAUGUUAUAUAUAUGUGUAUGUAUGUAUAUAUACAGAUAUUUAAGCCUCUAUGUGGCUGAUGGGUAUAUUUUGUAAAUAAUAAUUCCAGUUUCAAGAAGUGUUCAUAAAGUUUUCAACUUUAGAUGCACUUCAAAAUCAGUAUUGAUUCAUUUUAUUGUAAUGUAGACGUGAAUUUUACCUUUCUGAAAAAUAAUUGCUUUUUAUUUGCUCUUGGUUCCAGAAAGAAACUAUCUGUAUAUAUAAUUUACAUUUUGUGUAUUAUAAGACCGGUACUUUCUAUUUCCUCAAGGGGAAAAAUUACUGCUUUUGAUAGGACAUCUCAUAAUUCUUUUGUUAACUCUGGACAUAUGUAUAUAAGUAUUAUAGCUGGUGACUUGAAAAUAACACUUUUGUUAUGUGGAAAUAUUUAAGUCAGAUAUAUGUUAAAUAAUAUUAAUUUUUUUCAAAACUG
Molecule: messenger RNA, 7560 nt
Organism: Hemicordylus capensis (graceful crag lizard)
Lineage: Eukaryota; Metazoa; Chordata; Lepidosauria; Squamata; Cordylidae
Gene: ZNF236
Product: zinc finger protein 236
Exons: 35
Coding region: 315-6020 (1901 amino acids)
Biological process (GO): regulation of transcription by RNA polymerase II
Cellular component (GO): nucleus
Molecular function (GO): DNA-binding transcription factor activity, RNA polymerase II-specific; RNA polymerase II cis-regulatory region sequence-specific DNA binding
Source: RefSeq, a predicted model, not a curated record